AUGACUUCGAUUCGAGAAGUUCUAGAUUCAAAGAAAUAUGUACCGCCGGCAAAGCUGAAAGCACUACUGGCCGAGUCCAAUGUGCCGUACGCAUCUGAGGAGUACCAACGAUUGCAAUGGGAAAAACUAAAGAAACAGAUAAAUGGAGAAAUUAAUAAAGUGAACACAGAAAACAUCAAGGACGUUGUAUUGGAGCUUUUCAAGCUCAACCUUAUCCGGGGCAAAGGUUGGCUUGUUCGGUGCAUAAUGAAAUCUCAGGUCUUGUCACAGGCCUACACGGCUGUCUAUGCUUCUCUGAUCUGUGUCCUAAACUCUAAAAUACCAGAGCUUGGAAAACUUCUAGUCUCGAGGUUGAUUUUGCAGUUCAGAAGAGCUUACAAGAACAAUGAUCGAGAAAUUUGUAAAGCAUCUGUGAUCUUCUUGUCCCAACUGGUUAAUUUUCAGGUUUGUCACGAUAUCGUUGCGUUGCAGCUUUUAUUUUUAUUGUUAGAGCAUCCGACGGAUACUACAGUGGAGAUCGCGUGUGCUCUGUUGCAAAAUUGCGGACAAUUUCUAUCAGAAAACUCUUCCGUUGCACUUAAUGCUGUCUUUGAGCGUCUCGGUACCAUACUGACCGAGGAUCUGGUUUCUAGGAGAAUUCAGCUGCUCAUACAGGAGGCCUUCAAACAGAGGAAAAACAACUACAACGGAGCUCCUGUGAUUGUGGAGGAGCUUGAUCUAGUAGAGGAUGACGAUAAGGUGACCCAUACGAUGAAUCUUGACGAUAAGCUGAAAGCACAUGAGAUACUGAAUACCUUCCAGUUCGACCAGGAAUAUGGAAAGCACGAAAAGGAGUAUGAUGAAUUACGAAGGCAGAUUCUGGGUCUCGAGGACGAUAGUUCACGAAAUGAAAGUGAGGAUGAAAGUGAAGACGACGAGACAGAUUAUGUGGCCCAAGAGCAAAUCCGAGACCUCACAGAGUCGGAACUUACCAAUUUUCAAAAAACCGUUUACUUGACUAUGAUGUCCAGUAUCAACCAUGAGGAAGCUGUCCAUAAGUUGCUAAAGCUGCAACCCGUUGAUCCUGAACGAAAGGAGCAAAUGCUAGUAGACAUGAUAGUGAAGUGUUGUGCGCAGGAGAAAACGUACUCCAAAUAUUACGCCCUGGUUGGCGAAAAACUGAUCUCUGUGAAUCGCAAAUGGAUGAAGGCUUUCGACGAGGUUUUUGUCGAGAACUACACAAACUGCCAUCAAUAUGAACUGUCUCUGAUACGAAAUAUAGGUUCGUUCUGGGGACACAUGUUUGCCUCGGACAAAAUGGGCUGGGAGGUAUUGCAAAUUGUGCAACUGACAGAGGAGGACACCAACAGUGCAAGUAGGAUUUUUCUCAAGUUCGUGUUUGUGAAGAUGCAGGAUGAACUCGGUCUGAAGAAGCUAAAAGUCCGUCUUUCGGAGGAUUAUAUACAGCCAUACAUCAGUGGCAUUUUCCCGACUUCAGGAGCCGACAGGUUGCGGUUUUCCAUCAAUUACUUUACUGCAAUUGGUCUAGGUGCGCUCACAGAAGACAUGAGAGAACUUCUCAACAAUCUGCCAGAGAAUGAAGAGAACGGCGUUGAAGAGGAGAAUGAACGUAAGAGAAGUGCGUCUCCUGAUCACUGA
This is a messenger RNA of Ogataea haglerorum, 1638 nucleotides long. RefSeq lists its product as uncharacterized. The coding region runs from base 1 to 1638 and encodes 545 amino acids. Gene Ontology annotation, biological process: mRNA splicing, via spliceosome. The record is from RefSeq and is a predicted model, not a curated record. The transcript has a single exon. Gene Ontology annotation, cellular component: catalytic step 2 spliceosome. Gene Ontology annotation, molecular function: RNA binding; protein binding. NCBI's taxonomy places the organism in Eukaryota, Fungi, Ascomycota, Pichiomycetes, Pichiales, Pichiaceae.